Saccoglossus kowalevskii is the source of this 888-nucleotide messenger RNA. Its product is annotated as sulfotransferase 1B1. Gene Ontology annotation, molecular function: sulfotransferase activity. NCBI's taxonomy places the organism in Eukaryota, Metazoa, Hemichordata, Enteropneusta, Harrimaniidae. The record is from RefSeq and is a predicted model, not a curated record.
UUAACUAUGGAAGGCGCUCCAUUCACAGUGAAAGGAUAUUACUUUCUACCGUUUCUCGACCAGUCCAAGAUCGAAAACCACGAAGUAGAGAAGUUCGAGUUCCGAAAUGGCGAUGUUGUGGUUAGUGGAUUCCCUAAAUCUGGUAACACCUGGCUUGUGGAGGUGUUGAAGCAAAUGUACGGCGAUUGGGGACUGUGUCAUGUGGGCGGUGCCUCAGAAGCUAUCAUCCUGGAGGAACACACUGUCCAUAAAUGGUUCCCCGGAAUACGACAGAAGGUGGUAGACAUAAACGUAGCAGAAGACAUCCCAUCUCCGAGGUUGCUUAGAACCCACCUCCCAUUUCCGUUUUUCCCAAUGCAGAAGGCCCUUGAGAACGGCGUGAAGGUCAUAUACAUAACUCGUAACCCGAAGGACGUCUGUGUUUCCCACUACCAUUUCUUAAAAGGGUUUGCACAGGGAGCACUUCAGGCGGACUGGGAAGGCACAUUGACAAAUUUUGUAGAGAAUCGCAUGUUAUCGGCUCCUUGGAUUGACCACGUCGAUAGCUGGUUAGGUGUAGACAAAAACCUCAUGCAUGUAAAGUAUGAAGAUAUGAAACGAGACCUUCCAAGCGUUGUGCAGAGGAUUGCAGAGUUUCUAGGACGACCUGUUCGCACUGAAGACGUCGAACGUACCAUAAGAUCCACUACCAUCGAUGAUAUGAAAAAACGAUUUAAAGAACUCCUCAUUUUAGAUGAAAACUUAUGGGAAGAUGGCAAAAGUCCAUUUAUUCGCAAAGGAGUCACUGGUGAUUGGAAGAACCACUUCACAGCAGCGCAGAGUCAGGUGUUUGAUGAAAAAAUAGGUCAGAGAGUCAAAGAACUGAGUCUGGAUGUUGAUUAUCAGUAG